AUGAUGGUUUCGCAUCUACGCUGCAACGACUUUGAUUCUGCCGCGGUUAACGCUGUCGCGGAUCCCGUCGCAGGCGACGGAAACGACUCUCACGUCUCAGAUGCGACGAACAGUCGUUCCUCCUUUGGGUUCCCCGUUUCCCUAUUCCUUUGCCCCAUUCUGUUUCCUGUCUUCCGACCUUACUACCUACCUCCGCGUUCCCUCAUCUCCCCCGCUGCCCCCCACCUCUUCCCCUCCAAAACCCCCGAGCAGCAUCCCAAGGAGAAGUACCACCCGCUGGGCUCGGCGCGCAUUGCGCUGCUGGGGCUGCAGCGCGUGCGCGUGGUGGUGGUUCCGCUGGGGCGCGGGCGGCCAGGCCUGCAGCCCAAGGACCCCUGCUCCCGCCGCUCGCUCUUGGGGCGCUCUGGGCGGGGGCGGUGGCGCAAGGGUGCGGGGAAAGCGCAGGGGCAAGGGGGAAAGCAAGGGGAGGGGGCGGGGGAGGAGCAAGGGCAGGGGCAAGGGAAUGGUCAAGGACAUGGGCAAGGGCAAGAGUUAGGGGCGGAUCAGGGGAAAGGGGAAGGGCAUGGGCAGGAACAAGGGCAGGGUCAAGGGAAAGGGCUAGGGGAAACGCAGGGGAAUGCGGAGGGGCGAAUGCUGCAGGAGGGGGAGGAAGCACCACAACAGCGGCUGUGGGGAGACCAGGCGCAGCGGACGGGGGAAUCGAGUGAGAGGGGCAAUGCAAGGGAUGGGGAAGCAAGCACGGGCAUAGAUGGAGGGCUUGUGGUUGUCACUGCGGUUGGUGAAAAGGUUGAGGUGAGAGGUGGGAAAUUGCACGAGGUUGAGGAGAGAGAGGGUGAGGUAAGAGAGGGCGAGGAAUGUGUGGAGAACGGAGUCGAACAAGAAGGAAGCAGGGGUGUAGGAGCGAAUGGGCCUGUAUUGGUUGAGCAACAGGGAGGAGAAACAGCAAAUGGGGCAUUAACAGGUGAUUCAAGCUUCGAUCUAAGCUUUGACCUCCUGCCGUUUGCUGCUGCUGAUGGGGCUGAGAGUGACGAUGGCAGGGGUGACCAUCAUGCUGACGGGAGCAGUGCAGUUGAUGGUGGUAGUAUGUGGUGUGAGGACAACAUUGAUCCUUGGCAGUUUGGUUGCCUGUCCACGAUCGAAGCUGUGGUGUAUGCCUUACAGAUUCUUGAGCCAGAUAAUCGGGUAAAGCUGGAUGAGCUGUUGGAAGUCUUUAACUCCAUGGUCAUAGAUCAGGUGAGGUGUAUCUCUUGA
This is a messenger RNA of Closterium sp. NIES-65, 1251 nucleotides long. The record is from the annotation of a GenBank genome assembly. NCBI's taxonomy places the organism in Eukaryota, Viridiplantae, Streptophyta, Zygnematophyceae, Desmidiales, Closteriaceae.